CACUGAGGGAUUUAACAGAGCGAAUUUAAACAUCAGUUUCCGACCCGAAUCCUUCCGAGUAAAUAUGUAAGUAAUGAUGUCAUGCGAGCUACCAUUACGAUUUUGGGCAAUGAGCACCUAGAGUGAUCAAGGUCCAUAAAUGUUGACGUGUAUCACGUGCUGAUUGUCACCGACAAAGUCCAAACGGUUGCAACAACUUCAAUCGGCGAAAGACUGCAGAAGAUUGAUCAUCUCAAGGAUUUCCAACAUUCAAAACGAAAUUGGGCAUACCAAACUAUCAUCACCUGCAGGGGGCGUCACAAGAUGGUGAAACGCGUCACGGCCGCCUACGCCCUGUGGGCGCUCGGUGGUCCUUUUGGCCUUCACCAUUUCUAUUUGGGGCGGGACAGCCACGGCCUGUUAUGGCUCCUAACCCUGGGAGGUUUCGGUUUCGGCUGGAUCCGAGACCUGAUACGUAUUCCGGCGUACGUGUGUGAAGCCAACCGAGACGCCAAGACGCAGAAUCGAAUGUACUACAACGCGCUCCCUCCCCCAGUAAACCCAGUUCGCUUUGUCGGCCAGGUGUGUGUUGGGAUCUACUUUGGCUUGGUGGCGCUGAUUGGGCUGCGCUCCCUGGCUUUCUUCCACUUGAUUGUUCUGCCUUUGUGUGUGGGCGCAGGGGUGCACCUGGUGUCCACCGUGGGCCAGCAAACCUCCGAUCUCCCCAAAACGCUCACAGCUAGUCUCAUAACUGCCCCGAUAUUCUAUGGCAGCACUCUCGCCCCUCUGCCCAUUAGCUUGGCGGCUAGUGUCACGGCCGCACAGUACCGCAGGUACAAGAGAGCGAGGAGCGCCCAGCCACUCGGUUUGCGGCUUUGCAUGCUGAGUCUGGCUUGGCUGGCCUUCUCGGCUCCGUUGGCAUAUUGCGUCCUCCAUAACACCACGGCCACGUUGUAUUACCUGUCGGACUGCGUGACGGCGCUGCUGGAUAUGUUCUGGUUCUUCCCUUGGCUCCGAGGCGCUUUGGAGUACAUUCUUUUAAUGCCGUAUCGCUUCCUGUGCGUCGUGACUGGAGGAGACUAUUAUGAAGAGGCCUGGAAGAAGAUGCUGGAAAUAUUACUGCUCAAAGACUACACGGAAGAGGAAAAAAAGGCGCUGAAGGUUUUAUCGCUGGAAGCACAAGCAUCUCUUGAGGAGAUAACACGUGGUUAUAGGGAGCUUGCCAAGACUUGGCACCCGGAUCACAACCCCAGCAAGGAUGCCGAAGCCACGUUUAUCAAGAUCCACAAGGCGUAUCGGGUUCUUCUACGGCGCCACAGGCCCUUCAGAUAGUUGCUGAGAAUAAGUUGGCACAGGCACACGCGACUGUCAUUUUUCAUUAUCAUCUGGGGGAAAACAAAUUAGCCAACUUGCCACUUUUGGCUGACUUGAGCUGGAAAGAAAAUUCAGUCCAUUCAAACAGCUUUAUUCAGACACUCGAGAGCUACGCAUCGGUAAACAAAAUACUGAAACAUCUUAAAAGCAACAAGGUUCAAAUUCAUACAUUGAUAGGAUAAGGGCUGCAAAUCCUGACUUCAAAACAGAAGACAGUACUUUGCUGCCCUCUAGUGGCGCAUUAUUAACAUCAUCCAUGAACUGUUUUAUUCCACCCAUAAUCAGGAGUAGUGAAUGUUGUACGCUACUUUACAUAACCGUAUACUUUGUCUUGUUUGUAAUUUAUUGUUACCGCGCUUUUUUGUUUUUUAAAGUUUGAAUGAAUGUUAUUUAAUGAAUGACUGAAUGACGUAUGUAAAGUCCAACUAAU
Molecule: messenger RNA, 1783 nt
Organism: Syngnathus acus (greater pipefish)
Lineage: Eukaryota; Metazoa; Chordata; Actinopteri; Syngnathiformes; Syngnathidae
Gene: dnajc22
Product: DnaJ (Hsp40) homolog, subfamily C, member 22
Exons: 4
Coding region: 304-1311 (335 amino acids)
Biological process (GO): endocytosis
Cellular component (GO): plasma membrane; early endosome
Source: RefSeq, a predicted model, not a curated record